Molecule: messenger RNA, 4150 nt
Organism: Globicephala melas (long-finned pilot whale)
Lineage: Eukaryota; Metazoa; Chordata; Mammalia; Artiodactyla; Delphinidae
Gene: ZNF546
Product: zinc finger protein 546
Biological process (GO): negative regulation of transcription by RNA polymerase II
Molecular function (GO): DNA-binding transcription repressor activity, RNA polymerase II-specific
Source: RefSeq, a predicted model, not a curated record
UGUAAACUUCCACCUGGAGGGCCUCUAGCCGUGCGCACUGGGUGUUUCAGCUGCCGCGGGUGCGUUAGUCGAAACCUGGGGAGAAGUUGGUGCUAGCCCGGGUGUCUGUACGGACUUUCCCAAGAGGAAGUCAAAUAUUGAACCCUAGAAUGAAGAUUCUCAGAAAGCAAGAAGACACAGUCCUGGGCUUGGAAUCGGCUGUGAUUUCAGAGACAGGUUCCAGCCUCCCUGUCUCAUCUGGUCAUGUGUGUGAGGUCGGAGCUGAUGUGGCCCUGGAGGGAACUUCUCCGUCUCUCUGUGCUCUAAGAAAGGCCUGAAGAAGGUCUCAUGAUUUCCUUCUUCCCCAGUCCUGCCUUUCUCCCCCAAGAAGUAUCCUGAGCAGGAGGGGAAAAUUGUUGUUGCACAUCUAAAAGUACAGAUCAGUCCUGGCUUCUCUGGACUCUGUGCUUUUCGAGCGGAGGAAGCCCAAAGAGGAGAACAAGUUCUUGCAGUUCUACAACCAUGGCCCAUAUGUCCUUGUCAUUCAGGGACGUGGCCAUAGACCUCUCCCAGGAGGAAUGGGAGUGCCUGGACGCUGUUCAGAGGGCCUUGUACAGGGAUGUGAUGUUGGAGAACUACAGCAACUUGGUCUCAUUGGGAUGUUCCUCUCCUAAGCCAGACGUGAUUACUUUGUUGGAGCAAGAGAAAGAGCCCUGGACGGUAAUGAGAGAAGGAACAAGAAGCUGGUACACAGAUUUGGAGUCUAAGUAUGUCACCAAGAAGUUAUUUCCGGAAAAGGAUAUUUGUGAAAUAUAUCUGUUUCAGUUGCAGAGAGUGGACAAAAGUAAAACUUACAUCUGUGAGGAUACCAUUUUCAGAAAUGAUUUGCAGUAUAAACAUGAAUUUGAGAGACAAGAAGGACAUCAAAUGAGAUGUGGUAGUCAAGUGAUAAUCCAAAAACAUAUACCUCUUCUUCUGCAUCAGAAAAUUCAUGCUAGAGAGAAAUCAUACGAAUGUAAGGAAUGUAAGAAGGCUUUUAGACAACAGUCAUACCUUAUUCAACAUCUGAGAAUUCAUACUGGUGAGAGACCCUAUAAAUGUAAGGAAUGUGGGAAAGCCUUUUGUCGUGUAGGGGACCUUAGAGUACAUCAGACAAUUCAUGGUGGGGAGAGACCCUAUGAAUGUAACAAUUGUGGAAAGACCUUUAGGCUUCAUUAUCAUCUUACUGAACAUCAGAGAAUACAUUCUGGUGUGAAACCCUAUGAGUGUAAUGAAUGUGGGAAGGCCUUUAGUCGUGUUCGAGACCUUAGAGUACAUCAGACAAUUCAUGCUGGGGAGAGACCUUAUGAAUGUAAAGAAUGUGGGAAGGCCUUUAGACUUCACUAUCAGCUCACUGAACAUCAAAGAAUUCAUACUGGUGAGAGGCCUUAUGAAUGUAAGAUUUGUGGAAAGACCUUUAGGGUACAACGACAUAUUAGUCAACAUCAGAAAAUUCAUACUGGUGUAAAACCCUAUAAAUGUAAUGACUGUGGGAAGGCCUUCAGUCAUGGCUCAUACCUAGUUCAACAUCAGAAAAUUCACACUGGUGACAAACCCUAUGUAUGUAAAGAAUGUGGUAAGUCCUUUAGUUUUCAUGCAGAACUUACUCGACAUCAUAGAAUUCAUACUGGUGAGAAACCCUAUGAAUGUAAAGAAUGUAGAAAAGCCUUUCGUCUCCAAACAGAACUUACUAGGCAUUGUAGAAUUCAUACUGGAGAGAAACCCUAUGAAUGUAAAGAAUGUGGGAAGGCCUUUAUUUGCGGCUAUCAACUUACUUUACAUCUGAGGGUUCAUACUGGUGAGAUUCCCUAUGAAUGUAAGGAAUGUGGGAAAACCUUCAGUAGUCGCUAUCAUCUUACUCAACAUUACAGAAUUCAUACUGGUGAGAAACCCUAUGGAUGUAAAGAAUGUGGGAAGGCCUUUCGUCUUCAAGCAGAACUUACCAAACAUCACAGAAUUCAUACUUGUGAAAAGCCCUAUGAAUGUAAGGAAUGUGGGAAGGCCUUUAUUCGUAGCAAUCAACUUAUUUCACACCAGCGAAUUCACACCAAUGAGAAUACCUAUGAGUGCAAGGAAUGUGGGAAGAUUUUUAGUCGUCGCUACAAUCUUACUCAACAUUAUAAAAUUCAUACUGGUGAAAAACCCUAUGUAUGUAAAGAAUGUGGAAAGGCCUUUCGCUUUCAGACAGAACUUACUCAGCAUCACAGAAUUCAUACUGGUGAAAAACCCUAUAAAUGUAAGGAAUGUGGGAAAGCCUUUAUUCGUAGCAAUCAUCUUACUCAACAUCACAGAAUUCAUACUGGUGAGAAACCCUACAAAUGUAAAGAAUGUGGAAAGACCUUUAGUCGGCACUAUCAUCUUACUCAACAUCACAGAAUCCACACUGGUGAGAAACCCUACAUAUGUAAUGAAUGUGGGGAUGCUUUUAUUUGUAGUUAUCAACUUACCUUACAUCAAAGAAUUCACACUGGUGAGAUUCCGUAUGAAUGUAAGGAAUGUGGAAAGACCUUUAGUCGCCGAUAUCAUCUUACUCAACAUUUUAGACUUCAUACAGGUGAGAAGCCUUAUGGGUGUAAAGAAUGUGGGGAUGCCUUUCGUCUUCAAGCAGAACUUACUCGACAUCACACAAUUCAUACUGGCGAGAAACCCUAUAAAUGUAAAGAAUGUGGGAAGGCCUUUAGUGUUAAGUCAGAACUUACACGACAUCACAGAAUUCAUACUGGUGAGAAACCCUAUAAAUGUAAAGAAUGUGGGAAAGCCUUUAUUCGUAGUGAUCAACUCACUUUACAUCAGAGAAAUCAUAUUAGUGAGGAACCCCCAUUCAUAAUGUAAAGAUACAGUGGCCUUUAGAAAAUGCCUUUUAUAACAACAGAAUUCAUAAUUGAUUUAAGAAAGUUUUUACUUGUUAGGGAACAUAUAGGAAUCCCUUUUGCUUCGUGCUCAAAACUUAACAGCAGUAGUUUUAUACUAUAUAUAUUGAUUUAAAGAGUUGAAAAAUUACAGCAUCACCCAGCCUUGGUUAACUUUAGAGAAUGAUACUGCUGCAGUACAUCUCAAACCAAGAUAAAGGGUACCCCUUCCCCCCUCAAAAUUGUUGUUGACCAAUACUUUUACAAGAUACAAUGAAACUGGAUUACCAGAUACAUGAAACUGAAAGAAAAACAAACAUACAAAAUGAAAACCCCCAAUUUUUUAUUAUUGGACUUAACAGACAUAAAUUAGCUCUGUCAUUUUUCUGUAAAUGUCUCUAAAUGUUUGCUCUCGGUGUCUGUACCUUAAAUCAUUGCAGACCAGAAGCAAACAACCUGUGGACCAGCAUCAGUACAUGGACCACACUUUAUGUGGCAUUGUAACAAAAUAAUUCUGUUAAUGUAACAGAUGUGGGAAAAGACUUCAGCCAUAGCAAAUCUUUACUAUAGUUCUCAUAAUUCCACCCCUGCCUGUGUGGUAUUGGCAAGACACUACUCCCCUCUGUGCUUUAUUUUAUUCUAUUUUACUUAAUUUCUUUUGUGCCUCAGUUUUAAAGUGGUGAUUAUAGUACCUACCUAAUAGUACUUUUGUAAGGAUGAAAUGUUAAUAAAAAACAAAACCUUUAGAAGAGGACUGUUCAAUAAAUAUUAUUUUAUUAUUAGUGAUAUUAGUAAGUUCAUGUGAGAGGAAGACCCUGUGAAUAUAAAGAAUUUGUAAAAACUGUCCACUACCUUUCAUUUUGUUUACUUAAAUUAAUAAUUAAUUAUGGAUAAAGUUUAGUAAAAUAAACUUUCACUUCUAAAAUUCAGAAGUCAUUUCUGAAAACUAACGUGAGAAAGGAAUCUCUAGAGUUGAUGGAUAUGGAGAUUAUGAGAGAAAGCUUUUGAAGAAUCAGGGAGAUCUGUAAAGCUUUUUCUUUUAUAAUCCACAAAGCAGACGUGUUACAGUCUUCUUUUUCUGCCCCAAAUUCAUGAUAAAUGAGAAACUAACAAUGAAAAGGCCACUGUCCAUUUGGAAAAAAAUAAUAGUACAGGGAACACUUGUAUGCCCUCUCUAGAUUCAGUGAUUGUUAAAACGUUGUCAUAUUUGGUUUGCUUCUGUAUAAUUUUUGACAUUUUUUGCUGUGUUAUUUAAGUAUAAAUAUAGACAUUAUAACAUUUCA